Sesamum indicum (sesame) is the source of this 939-nucleotide messenger RNA. RefSeq names its product late embryogenesis abundant protein At1g64065. Lineage: Eukaryota; Viridiplantae; Streptophyta; Magnoliopsida; Lamiales; Pedaliaceae. The record is from RefSeq and is a predicted model, not a curated record. Gene Ontology annotation, biological process: defense response to other organism.
CACCCCCCACCCCCAAAUCCCACCCCCUGACGAUUCAUUAUCCUCUAAAUUAUAUAAACAAAAGAAAGAACAUAUACUCAGAAUUCUUCAUUAACGAAUGAUCAGUCAGCCAUGGCGGAGAAGAAAGAGCAAGUGAAGCCUCUCGCUCCCGCCGCCUACCGCAUCAACAUACACGACGACCACGCCGCUUCCGUUCCCUUGGAAUUCGGCACGCGCCGCCAUCGCAAAUGCAUCAGGUGCUGCGGCUGCUCAGCCGCUGUGCUACUGAUUCUAGCCGUGAUGAUUAUAAUACUCAUGUUCACGGUGUUCCAUGUCAAGGAUCCGGAUAUGAAGAUGAACUCCGUGAAGGUUGACGGGCUGUCUCUACUCUACAGCAACAAUACGGGCUUUCACCCGGGCCUGAACCUGACAUUCGUGGCGGAUGUUUCCAUCAAAAACCCGAAUGUGGCGUCGUUCAAGUUCGACAACACGACGACGUUCGUGUUCUACGACGGGGCUGUUGUGGGAGAGGUGAAGAGCCCGGCGGGACAGGCCCGGGCCCGGAGGACUCUUCGGAUGAACGUGACGAUUGAUGUUGCGGUGGAGAAGGUGGUGGGAGUGGGGCGAUUUAAGAGUGAUUUUGAGGCAGGGAUUUUUCCUGUGAGUACGUAUACGAGGAUUAGUGGGAAGGUGAGGAUUACAGAUAUGAUUAAGAGAAGUGUUGUUGUGAAAAUGAACUGCACUAUGAAUGUGAAUAUGAGCAGUCAGGGCGUUGAAGAUAGGAAUUGCAGGAGACGAGUUUCUUUAUAGUUCACGCUACCGCUCCGCUGUCAAUUUAUUCAAAUUUGAUUUGGGUAAGAAUUUUUUAUUUUGGUUUUGGGUAUUGUUUAGACAGAGAAAUUGUGAAGAAAGAAUGCAUUUAAUUAUCAAGAAUUGCGUUGAGGAACUAUAAUAAGGUUC